Messenger RNA from Betta splendens (Siamese fighting fish), 6755 nucleotides. RefSeq lists its product as uncharacterized. The transcript has 45 exons. The coding region runs from base 362 to 6658 and encodes 2098 amino acids. Lineage: Eukaryota; Metazoa; Chordata; Actinopteri; Anabantiformes; Osphronemidae. The record is from RefSeq and is a predicted model, not a curated record.
GUGACUCUGCAGGUGAUUUGCUAUUGGACAAUCACAUCUUGAGCCAAGAACCAAUCAUGGGCUGUAUCCAGGAGGACUGGGCCCACUGGGGUUCAGUCAAGGGUUUUGGUUGCAGCGGUUGUGAAUUCUGAGUAACAGGAAGGCUGUAGUGAGACAUGAUCGCCCUCUAUAGGUCAAACGUGGUCACUGCUCAGAUGCAGAAGAGGAAACCGGACUGCGUGGAUGUCCGUCUCCAUGGAGACGCCACAACAAGUCAGUACGGAGGCAGAGAUUUGGCCGGACUAAAGAAGGGGUAUUUUUGCUUCCUUUUAAUGUGGGCUCCUCAGUGUGUCGGUCUAGAAAGAGGCGUUUAAGGCCUGCGAUGUGUGACGCGUACAGAGUUCCCUCCUCUGCCAAAGUGGAGCAGAUGGAAGCGGAGCUGUCGCGGCAACUCUCGGCGCUCAGGGUGGAAAUCGAGGAGAGUGGAUUCUCUCGGCGAUCGGAGGGCUCCAAGUCAUACAGCUCGGUUCCACCUCCAAAAGAUCUGGCCUCAUUCCGUGCGGAGAGAGAACGUGCGCUGGCGAGAGCCCUUCAGGUGGCUGCGGCGCUGCCGGCUCGCUCUCAGGCCGACGUGAUGCAGAGAGAGCUGGAGAGCUGCCUGGCUCCAGAGUACUCGCCUGACAGCCUGGCUGCCCUGCUGCACCAGUUCUUUGCAGACCGAUCGUACCACUUGGCUCAGAUGAAGUAUCUGCUCAUGCUGAGAUGGAGGAGAUUUUGCCGCCACUCCAGCGUCAUUGAGAAGCUUUAUCCUCAUUACAAGGAUCAGCUGUCGUACAUGGCGAGCGAGCACGAGGACGCCGUGCAGAGAGCCCGCAGGCUGUCGACGAGCAGAGAGAAGCUGCUGAGCGGCCGAGGGAGCGGUGCCGACCAGCUCACCGAGGCCGACGUGGCCCUUUACCUCCGGUGGCUCGUCUGCCACCUGCACUCACUCCAGACCGUUCACAGUUUCCUCAGGGUGCUGCACUAUAUACCAGCGGGAGAAAGGAAGGAUGAAGAUUCUCUGCCAACAGUAAUGAAGGAGACGUCACCUCAGCCUCAACGAGGUCUGGCUGAUGAUGUUCCCUUUCACGCCGUUCACCUGGAGGAGUUUCUUCCUGAGCUGACGUCCCUCAUCGCCUUCUUCCACCUCCCCUACGACGUCACCAGACUCAGGACCAGUGCGGAUGAGAUGGAGCUGUUCAGCGUCGUGUGGAGGGAGUUUCGAGCCAUUUUCAGGCAACAGGAGCAGAUGAAGACGUUUCCUCCGCGCGACGGCACCGAAUCCAAGGAGGCCCAGUGGGGCCGGACGAGCCCGAGCAUGGCCGUGAAGGCGGAGGCCAGCUGGAUCCCCUUCAUCCAGGUGAAACCCAGACGGGAUCCGUGGCAGCAGAAGCUCAUCGUGAGGCUGAAGGAGCAGAAAUGCGUGGACGAGCUGCUGAAGCUGCACUGCGGCUUCACUCAGGCGCCGCAGCUGAUGCGCGUCGCCGCGGUUCUGAAGGAGCGCGCUGCUCGCGUCGCCGGCUCUCAGGCUGCACCGGACGCUCCGAGCACCAAACGACGGAACGCCUCUGAGAUCUGGACCGGAGUUUACGGCGCCGCUAGUUCGACUCAGGAAGUGCGUGAUCAAUCAGCUGCACCCAGAGACAGAGGGGGAUGGGAUAAAAGGAGUACGAGGAGUCAAACGUCAGCUGCAACGAGCAAAAGCUAUUCUCUGGAGGCCAGCCUUCACCUCCUGGGUCUGGAUGACAGCUUGGAGGAAGGAACCGUGGAUCCCACUGUCACCACUGGAGCCUAUCUGUCCCUGACUUACCUGCGUCAUCUCAAACUCAGGCAGCUCCAGCGCAUUUCCCUUGGGCUGUUGAACUACCUGCGCUCCGUUGAGAGGACCUUGACCUUUGACCUGGCCGGGCUCAAGCUGCAGGAACAGGAGCUGUGCAGCUCUGCGGAGGAAUCGGGCUGGAUGAACGCUGCCAGAGGAGGACGAGGAGAGGCUGGAGGUCUGGGUUCGCUGCAGUACAGCCACAACACCCCCGUGGACUACAGGGUCCACUGCUCCGAGUUCAUGGAGUUCCCAGAGGUGGAGAACCUUCACGACUUCUACAGCUCCGAGGAGCAGCUCAUCCACACCCAGGACCACAGGGGGUUCUACAUCGUGUACGACGCGGCGCUGCAGGACCUGGAGGGGCUGCGGAGCGAGCUGCUGCUCGUCGGUUCGCACUUCAUCCAGAGGAGCGCGAUUGCGACCAUUGGGAAACCUGAGAGCGCGAUGGCGGCAGAAAUCGACCGCGUUGCAGUGCUUCUCGACCUGUGGACGUGCGAGGCAGAGUUUUUGGAGAGCAAAGUGCAGCUCUUGAAUUGCUACUACGAAGCCUACCAGCACACAGCAGGAGCGGAGGAGAGGUUCACGUUGGCUGGGGUCAUCACCGACAUCAUGCACAGCCGGCCACAGCUGGACCUGCACCAGGACUAUUUCGUCGGCGCCUACAGGGCCGAGAUAAGCUGCCUGCAAAGCCACAGGCAGCUCAUCAAAGGCAUUCUGGACAAGCAGAUUGAACAGCAGCGACGGUACCUCCAACGCAUCUGGAGAGAUGACAGUAAGGGCUCCAUUCAGCACUAUGGCCUUCCACCGAACUACGUUCCCAAACACCUGGUCUCACUUGGAGGCAGCAGCCCUGCACUGACGAGCGUCUUCCUCCUGGAGCUCCACCCCUCCCUCCGCCUGGCCUCCGCUGUCUAUCACGGUUUAGCCCAGGCUCACGCUCAGCUCUGCCAGCUGCACCGAGCCACCGGCGUCUCUGAGAAACUGACUCUGAGACAGAAGCUCCUGCAGCGGGCGCUGCACAGCUGGAGCAGCCUGGCGCCGCUCGGCAGCUCCUACAGCUCCCAAGUACAGAAGGAUCUGUUCUCAGAUCUGUUCAUCGAAGACCCGUUUUUGGUGCAGAAGGUGGGGCUGACGUCGGCGUCUGCAGAGGAGGAGGACGUGAAGCGGGGGAAUGAGGCCCGAGCGCCUGCGGUGCGAGCUCUGUCCAGGCUGCUGGAGCUGGUCACCGUGCGCCACCGGCUGCUGGAGUCGGCCUCAGAGACGGCACAUCUGGCUCAGUUGUACAGAAGCGUGGCCUCGGAGCUCGGCUUCGGCGAGUUCCACCUCCACAUGCGGCCGGUGCCGUUUGACGCGGCCGAGCAGAGAACGCAGGCGGAGCGGAGUCCCGCCUUCUUCACAGCCGUGCAGGAGGAGGACAGCUCUGUGGACAGAUUCGCCCCGUCCCACCUGCCUCUGAGCGUCCAGGAGCUGGACGAGGAGCAGAUCGGGCGCUUCAGCUUCAGCUCCGAGGAGGCCGUCGUCCACCUCAUGAACGAACAGAGCGUCCAGAACCUCCGCGUGACGCUGGCCUGUCAGGUGGCACAGAAGAACGCCCUGAUCAGCGCCGUGAAGCUGGCGUCGCUCUGCUACUGGGCAGGAAGCGUGGACGCAGCAUUUCCCACCAGCACAAAAGAGAGGCUGUCUGAGGCCUUUCUCUCCGUCCAGCUGGAGAAAGUGGGCGUGCGUGACGAGAUGCUGGACUCGUUUAUGGAGAAGAGACGGGUUCUGAAAACGCCGGAGGAAGCAGCAGAGGUGAAAAGGAGGGUCAUCAUCGAGUUUGCCAAGAAGUUGACCACGCGGGUUUCGCUGCAUUGCGUGAGAGCGCAGAUCGUUGCAUAUCACUACAGCCUCAUGUCGCUUCUGGACCGCGUCCCCUCCAUUCGUCAGUCCCACUUCGUGGUCGGCCGAGCCGGCACAACCACAGAUGCUCCGGAUUCAGGAGCGGAACCCAAUGCCAGGACGUUCCAGCGUCGGCCGCAGCAGCUCGUGUCUGACGACGGCAGGACUCUUCUCAACCUGUGGUUCAUCCCCCACUUCUCGCAAGUGCUUCGCAUGUUCAAAACCCAAGACGCUUCGGCGUGUGCUGAGGCCCUGCACCACACUCUACUCAUCGUCUCAGGUCUUCAUGACAUUGUUCAUUACCUAGUUAGUUUCUCUAGACUCGGAAACACUGAAAGCUGCUACGGCUGCAGGAGCAGGCAGCGUGCACCGUGCUCGCAUCCCGCAGCCGACUGGGGAGGCAGCGAAGGCAUCGGAGCAGAGCUGCUGGAGCUCCGGCGGCAGGUGGACGGUCUGUCCAACCCCGGCAGCCCGGAGUCGGUGGGUCGGCUGCUGCAGCUGCGCAGGCAGGUCCUCCUCCUGCAGUUCGACACUGCAGUCAGGCACCUCAUCAGGGACGCAUUCCUCGCUUCUGGUGACUUUGCCUCUUAUCGGAGUGUAAGUGACAACUUGGCGACGGCCCUCCCUCUGCUGAGUGACAGCAUUCAGACCGACAUGCAGGCGCUGCCUGUUCCUCAGCCCCUGGAGGCUCAGGGCUGUCAGGCUCAGACGUUGUAUCCAUGGAGAAGCUUUGCAGCCUGUCAUGGACUCCUGCCUCUCCAAGUUUGGGACAUCCCACCCAUUGAAUACUGCAUGCAGCUUUGCCUGUGCGGCCUGAGUGAUCGCACCAGAUUGCAGGCCAACGCCGCCAUCCUGGGCGUUUCGCUGCUCAUGGAGGACGUCCUGAACAGCGGAAAAGAUGCAGCGCCUGUUUGUCUCCGUGGCAACAAACAGGAGCUUCUGCAUGAUGUGAAAUCUGAUGAAGAUCCAGUUCGAAUUCAGACUGUGCUGAAAGGUUUCCUCCUACUGACAAAGCAGCUUCAGGUGUUCAAGGAGAACUGGGCUCGAAGAAGUCUGGGUGUAGACGUGUUCACUGUGCCCAGUCUGUACCAACAGUUUGUGAAACUUUACAGAGCUGAAAUCUUUCUCCCCAGCAUGAAAGCUCUGGCUCGACAAAUGUCCAAGGAGAAAGACUAUGACAUGUUGAUUUCAGGCAGCCAGUCGUUGCUGCCUCCUCCCGGAGCUUCAGACGUGGAUGUGAAAACCUGGCAGCUCCACAAGCUGCUGGAGAGCGCCGAGUGCGACAUGAUCCGGGAGGUGCAGAGGAGGAUCAGCCGAGAGCUGACGCUGGCGGUCGCAGAGCGCACGCGACAAGACGCGCGUCUCCCCACAGAGCUGUGGAAAAAAGCCCAGCUCAAGUUCAGCGUGUCCCUGGAGCGGCCGCAGAUGGUGGAGACGUUCAUCCAGCAGCUGAUGGAAGGAGCUGACGAAGCUGAGGGGCAGGAGCGAAAUGAGCUGAGGGUCUCCCGGGACCACCUGCAGCAGUGUCUCACCCGCCUCGGCUCCGCUGUGAUGGAGCGAGAGCGCCGCGGCUUCCUGCUGUACUCGCAGUUCUACGAGCAGAUCCUGCAGCAGGAGACGCAGCUGCUGCGCGAGAAGGAACGGGAUUUAAAGGAUCUUCGGGACUCUCGGGCACAAAACUCCCAAACAGAGGCGUCCGGGUGGUGCCGUGGGAUGAUGCUGCAGAUCUCAGCGCUGCAGGCUCAGGUCGCUCAGCUCCAAGAAGAGAAACGUUCCCUCGAAGAGCAGCUCGGUCUCCGGUUUAAGGAGCGCUAUGACCCUUUGGUCCGGCAGCUCUUCGCUACCUGCAUCCAGAUGAAGGGCAGACUUGAUGUGCAUCACCAGCAGAUGGAGCAGGACGUGGGUGAGAUGGUGAACAGAAUCAGAGCCCAGGGAGUGGACAGAAUCAUGAGGCUCAAGAAGAAGUACGGCUGCACGACGGACAACGACGGGCUCAUGCUCACACAGUUAAAGAAAGAAGAAAUCUACGAGUUGAACCUGGAGAACGGUCGGCUGAGCGCACUGCUCUGUAAACUCAAGGCUUUGAGACGAUGGAGGCAGGUGGUCGAUGAGGGGAAACUCCAUCGACAGCUGCUUCAAGCUCAGCAGAGAGAGAUUACCAGUCGCACAGACGCCCUCAGGGUGAAGAUGAUGUCGGAGGAGAAGGUGGUUUUCCUGCAGGAGGAGCUCGACGUCGUCCGGCAGAUGCUGAGCCACUGUCAGGCCGAAUGCAGCGGCAUGAAGACCCUGCUCAGCCGGAAGACAGAGGAGCUCCAGGUGGUCAGGCAUCAGUCUGCGCAGGAGGCCCGCAGCAGGCAGGAGCUGGACAGCUACCGACUGCAGAGCCUGGAGCAGAUGAGGGCCGACGUGGAGGACCGAGACCGGCAGCUGAGGGCGCUCGGCGAGCAGCUGGACAGAGGCAGCAGGAUGCAGCAGCUACAGCGGCAACGCAGCGCCAAGGAGAUCCGUCAGGUGAGGGGACGUCUUCAUCAGGAGCGAAGCCUCAAACAGGAAGCCUUCCAGCAGGUGGAUAAGCUGAAGACCCAGGUCAACGACAUGGAGGCGGCUGUGUCCAGGUGCACGACUACACCAGGGCCAAGCAGAGCAUAUUGCACGCUGUCAGUGAGCAGAUUGAGCAUUAGAAGCCCCUCAGCAGGUCUGCGCAGGGCCAGUCGGCAGCCGUCGGCCCUGCAGCUCGGCAGCGUCUCAAACCACGGCGCUGCUCAGGAGUUGGCCUCAGAGCCAAGACCGCAGGGAGCAGAAACAGCCGGGGGCCGCCUCAGCGCCAGACUGGACCGGGCCAAAGCUGCGAGUGAGCUCCCAGCGCAAGGACCGGGUUCAACCAAGGAUCCGUCUCGUCUCCGUGUCCUGGCCACAGAGACGCUGUUACCAAACCUGUGAGAUAAUGUUACUAUGAUCACUCACCAGCAGGAAAGAUUCACUAAUUGAUGCUAAAAACGCAAACUGAACUAUAAAUAAACACAUUUUAUUCAUGUAA